UUGGCCCGCGCAGCGCCGAGACCGCCGCCGCGCGCGCGUCGGGCUGACGAUAGAGUGAUGGUCGGCGCCGGAGCUGUGGUCGCGCUGCUGGCGACGCUGGCAGCCGGGCCUGCGGCAGGUCAAGAUGUGACGUCACACGACCGGGUGGUGGUCUGCUACGUGGGCUCGUGGGCCUACUACAGGCCCGAGGAGGGCAAGUUCACGGUGGAUGACGUGGACCCGCAGCUCUGCACGCACGUCGUCUACGCCUUUGCCGGCCUGGACGAGACCAGCCACAAGAUCCGCUCGCUCGACCCUAACCUGGACCUGGCCGCCGGCGGGGGGAAAGACUACUACAAGAAGUUCGUCCAGUUGAAGAGGCUGAACCCGAGGUUGAAGGUGACGAUUGCCAUCGGCGGUUGGGUCGAAGGCUCCAAGAAAUACUCCAACAUGGCUAUGGACCCAGCGAAGAGGGCCACCUUUAUCAACAGCACCAUUGACUUCAUCACCACGCACGGCUUCGACGGUCUGGACUUGGACUGGGAGUACCCAGCGAGGCGCGACGGGGUCCCCGAGGACAAGCAGAACUUCGUCGAGCUCGUCAAGGAGCUGAGGGCAGCUUACGAGCCCCGCGGCUGGCUGCUAACGGCGGCGGUGGCGGCGCCCCAGGACAUCAUUGCCGUGUCCUACGACGUGCCCCGCCUGUCGGCCCUGCUCGACUACAUGCACAUCAUGUCGUACGACUACCACGGCAAGUGGGACCAGGUCACCGGCCACAACGCGCCGCUCACCGGCGAGGGGCUCAGCGUGAACGCCACGCUGACCAACUACCUGGAGUUGGGCGCCGACCCCGCCAAGCUGGUGCUGGGCGUCCCUCUGUACGGACGCACCUUCAAGCUGGUCAGCGUGGACGAGCAUGACGUGGGCGACCCGGCCGCCGAGAAGGCCUUCAAGGGCCCGUACACGCGCGAGGACGGCUUCCUCGGCUACAACGAGAUGUGCGAGAUGCGGCACGCGGCGCCGAUCCAGUGGACCGCGCGCUGGGACGACGAGGCCAAGGUGCCCUACAUCUUCCACCAGAGCAUGUGGGUCAGCCUGGACGACGAGCAGUCCAUCACCAACAAGGUGGCGCUGGCGAUGCGUUACGAACUCGCCGGUGCCAUGGUUUGGACGCUCGACACGGAUGACUUCCGCGGAAAUUGCGGCCAGAAGUACAAGCUGAUGCGCACCAUCAACCAGGCACUUACCACGGUGCGGCGCGGAACGGAACCGCCACCCACCGAGCCGCCCACCACACCGGAGCCGGAGCCAACCACGCCCGACUCGGCCGCUGCCGUCGCCCUGCCCUGCCACCUGGCGGCGCUGCUCGCAGUCGCGCUUCUCGGUCUCGCCGGCAGGGUGUGAGCGCGCCUGCGCACAAGCCCUCCCCUUUUUUCUACUUAGGUCAAUGCAAGGCCUUUCCCCUCCACGGACCUAGCGCCAACUCCGAGGGGCGCGGGAUGCGACGUGCCGCCGCGGUGAAGUUGCUCCCGCCUGCCACCACGCGGCGCCACUAGCGCCGAGCGGUGCAUGGUGGCCUGUUGUGACUGACGGCGCCGAGCCUCGGCCGGCCCGGGCCGAGAGGGGAGCCCGUCCGGACCGGAACACGACGCGCCGGCCGCCGCGCGCCGCGCACCGUGCGUAGUGCCGCCGCGGGGCUUAGAGCGGACACCGGGCCGCCGUCCAAGCUGUGAUAGCCGCGGACGAGGCAUCUGGAACGCACGGCGCCCUGCAGGCCGCGCCCAGCCAGGUUUUGUUAAGAGGCAGACCGCGGGAGGCUGCUGCCGCGAGGAGUGGGGCAUCGACGCGAGAGAGCGCCCACAGUCGGGCUGGCCGGGCCAGCGAUGGGCGCGAGAUGAACGAUUGAAACUGGGUGUGUGCUUGCAAGGUUCAUAAAUAUACACGUAAUCCGA
Pollicipes pollicipes is the source of this 1931-nucleotide messenger RNA. RefSeq names its product putative chitinase 2. Bases 58 to 1383 code for a protein of 441 amino acids. Gene Ontology annotation, biological process: carbohydrate metabolic process; chitin catabolic process. The record is from RefSeq and is a predicted model, not a curated record. The transcript has 7 exons. Lineage: Eukaryota; Metazoa; Arthropoda; Thecostraca; Pollicipedomorpha; Pollicipedidae. Gene Ontology annotation, cellular component: extracellular region. Gene Ontology annotation, molecular function: chitin binding; chitinase activity.